Molecule: messenger RNA, 1143 nt
Organism: Guillardia theta CCMP2712
Lineage: Eukaryota; Cryptophyceae; Pyrenomonadales; Geminigeraceae
Exons: 4
Coding region: 1-1143 (380 amino acids)
Biological process (GO): tetrahydrofolylpolyglutamate biosynthetic process
Cellular component (GO): cytoplasm; mitochondrion; cytosol
Molecular function (GO): tetrahydrofolylpolyglutamate synthase activity; ATP binding
Source: RefSeq, a predicted model, not a curated record
AUGGGCAUCGACUUGCUCCGCCUGCCGACUGUUCACAUAGCAGGAACGAAGGGCAAGGGCUCGACCUCGGCGUUCGUGGAGCGACUUCUUCGAACAACAGGGCUGAAGACGGGUCUCUUCACCUCGCCCCACCUGAUAGACGUGAGGGAGCGAAUCAGGAUCAACGGAGCUGUUCUAUCCAAGGAAAAGUUCUCUGAUUACUUUUGGGACGUACACGAGGCUCUGUCGGGGUCGUACGGCAGCAGCCUCCAUUACUUUCAUUUCCUCACCGUCCUUGGGUUCUACGUGUUCCAGAAGGAGCAGGUGGACGUGGCGGUGGUCGAGGUAGGGCUAGGAGGGCUCAAGGACUCAACCAACGUCCUCCCUCAUCCUGUUGUCUGUGGAGUAACGCUGCUCGACUAUGACCAUGUUGCUAUCCUCGGCGAUACCCUCGACAAGAUCGCGCGGCAGAAGGCAGGGAUCUUCAAGCGAGGUGUCCCUGCCAUCACUGUCUAUGACCAGAAUUCUGAAGCGCAAGAUGCAUUGGAGGACACGGCAGCGGCAGUUGGAUGCCCGCUGUAUGUAGCUUCGAGGAUAGAAGACUACGAUGUCGGCAAGUACGAGAAUAUCUGCCUCGGUCUACAUGGGUCUUUCCAGCGGCAGAACGCCUCUCUAGCCAUCGCUCUGGUCCGCAUGUUUGCCAUUCGCAUGCAGGAGGACUGGACCCAAGACGCUUCUAUGCCUCUACAUGACAUAGAGUUGACCAGCCUAGCCAACACGAAAUGGCCAGGCAGAGCGCAGGUGCUUGACAGUCUCCCUGGCCUGCCGGGGGCGCGAGUCUUCCUCGACGGGGCUCACACCCAGGAGAGCCUCAAGUGCUGCAGCUUGUGGUUCGAGGAGGCGCUGACGAGAGCCUACGGCCACUCUCGGCCUCAAGGAUGCGCCCCCUUCAAGACCAUCUUGUUGUUCAACACCACCGGCGGAAGGAUCGCGCAGAACCUGCUCUCGCCGCUUGCGAAGCUUGUCCGCCCUUACCGGCAGUGUAGCUGCAGUGCUCCGUGCCCUUGCAGAGACAGGAAGAGAAACCUCUUUGACCUUGUGCUCUUCCUACCCAACGACUCCUCAUUGUCGUCAGUAGCCAAGAGUGCUGAGGUCCGGCUUUGA